Molecule: messenger RNA, 2832 nt
Organism: Didymodactylos carnosus
Lineage: Eukaryota; Metazoa; Rotifera; Eurotatoria; Philodinida; Philodinidae
Source: the annotation of a GenBank genome assembly
AUGUUGUCCGUGCAUCCGGCAGACGCAUUAGCAUAUGCCGCUGUGUUUGAAGAUGCGGCCGAAGAAUUGCAUAUUCUUGGUAAAAUUAUGCCAGCAAAUUAUCAGUAUACAGAAGAAGCAGAUGAGAUUGUUCGAAAUCAACUUCAACGGGUUAUGAGUGCUCAGCAGAAAGUUGAGGAUGAUUAUGAUAAUCAAAUAUCUGCUCGAAGUCAGAAAAAACUUGAAACAUUAAAACAACCAACUGGUAAUGAAAGUCAAAAAUUAAUGGACGAACUGAGUAAUGAAUUAAAAAAAACUACAGCUGAUUUGAAAACAGGUGUAAACAAAAUUAAUCGUAUGUUUAAUCAAAAUCCUCUGACUGCUGACAAUAUGAGAAAACUCGAACAAGACAGAGGAUAUUUCGAAAAAUUGUUAAUAAAAGCAAUUCAUGUCUUGUUGAAUCAGCAAUCAAUCGAGCCACUUGCAGCAAUGGUCGAAAAAGAACAAGAGUCGAAAAUGAAUUUCUUAAAUGUUGUUCGAAAUGAAGAAGCUAGUCGACAACGAAUAAAAGAUUUGACACAAGCCAUACAAGAUGUACGUAAUGAAAAGCAAAUUGAAUUACAACGUCGAGCUGAAGUUAUUGCAUAUCAAAAAGAUCAGUUACAAGAAGCAAAAGCUAAAGCACAAUUAGAAAUAACAUAUGAGAAAAAAAAAUGUGAAAAUCAUCUUGAACAAAUAAAAGAAAAAUGUUUCAUUGCCGAAACAGAUAUGAGACAUGAACAGGAUAUUUUGGAAAAUCGUUAUGAGGACGAAAUGAAAUGUAAUGGUGAAACCGAAAACUUUCUUCGAUCGUAUAUCAAAGAGACAUCACAAAAAACCGAAGAAUGGUUGGAAAAAUAUAAUCAAGAAACUGCUACUUUACAAACAGAAUUGGAUAAAUUGAAAAAUGCUCGAGCGAUUGAUCUUACCACGUAUCAGAAAAUCGCUGCUGACUUUACCGAAUAUGAACAAGUUGUGAGAGAUGAUCGUGCAGCUAAAGAACGAAGACGUCGUAUUGCUGAGAGAGAGCUACAACAAAUGAAUGCUGCUACGAAGAUCCAAAGUUGGUGGAGAGGAAUUAAUUCAUAUUAUUUGCUGAACAUUGAUGAUAAUUUGAAUGAUACCCAAUCAUCGUCAGUGAUAUGUGAUAAUUUGCUAACUGAACAACAAACCUAUCGAAUACCACGACAAUGUUUAACUCAUUUUUAUUGUGAUUCAUCUAAAUGUGAUGAUCAACAAUUUCGUUGCGUUAAAUUACGUGAAUCAUUAUGUUGUCUAUAUAAAUAUUUCACAAAAAACUGUCGUCUAAAUACGAUUAAAGAAAAUUUUCGAUACAUCUAUUUUCAGUUAUCAAUUCAACACGGAUAUUGUGAAAUUAACUUGGAACGUAUUGAGAACACUGAUGAGACAUACUGUAUAGCAGAAGACGAUUUUCGACAACUACAAACCACAACACCUUUUUAUCGACAUUAUGAUUAUCUCAAACCUCAUACAAAACACACUUAUCAGCAACAUCCUCGAGUUUUAAAAACAGCAAAACAUUAUAGACGAAAACAACAUACAGCUGCGCGAUAUAAUCAUUCGAACAACGACUAUUAUCCAAGAAAAACAGCGUUCCAUAAUCUCAGUGUAUCAGUAACAAUAAGAAAAGCAUCGUUAUUUGCUGUUUCAAACGUAUCGAUUACACGCUCAUUAGCCACAAAAUCCAAACACAAAGUGUUAACUGUAUUGUACGAAGGUGGUGAAGCUGGAAAACGAAAUAAAAACAUCCUUGGAUGUGUUGAAAAUGCAUUGGGAUUACGAGAAUGGAUCAAAGAAAAUAAUUUAGAAAAUCAGCUAGAACUUAUUGUGACAUCGGAUAAGGAAGGAGAUAAGUCUGUUGUCGAACAGCAUUUACCGACAGCAAGUGUUGUUAUCAGUCAACCAUUCUGGCCAUGUUACUUGGAUGAAAAACGGAUACAAAAGGCAAAAAAUUUGAAAUUAGCCAUUACAGCAGGUGUUGGCAGUGAUCAUGUUAAUUUGGAAGCUGCAUGCAAAGCUGGAAUUACUGUCGCUGAAGUAUCAGGGAGUAAUGUAGUCUCAGUUGCAGAACAUAUAGUUAUGCAAAUACUUGCAUUAGUCAGAAAUUAUAUUCCGGCAUAUAAGCAAGUCAUCAAUGGUGAAUGGGACAUUGCUGCUAUAGUUGAUCGUGCUUACGAUUUGGAGAAUAAACAUGUUGGUACAGUGGCAGCUGGAAGAAUUGGAUUCAGAGUUUUACAACGAUUAAAACCAUUCGAUGUUCAUUUACAUUAUUAUGACAAAUUUCGUUUACCAGAAAAAGUAGAGAAAGAAUUGAACGUUACGUAUCAUCCGAGUGUAGAAUCAAUGGUUAAAGUAUGCGAUGUUGUUACGAUCAAUUGCCCAUUACAUCCAGAAACUGAACAUUUAUUCGAUGAAAAAAUGUUGAAGUUGAUGAAGAAAGGAAGUUAUCUUGUCAAUACAGCACGAGGAAAAAUCAUGAAAGCGGAUGCACUUGUUGACGCAAUCAAAUCAAACCAUUUGGCUGGUUAUGCUGGCGAUGUUUGGUAUCCACAACCAGCAGCAAAAAAUCAUCCGUGGCGAUCAAUGCCAAAUCAUGCAUUAACACCACAUUAUUCCGGUACUACAUUAGAUGCUCAAAAACGCUAUGCAGCUGGCGCAAGGGAAUUGUUAGGAAAUUGGUUAAAUGGUAAACCACAGCGUGAAGAAUAUUUAAUUGUCGAUAAAGGAGAAGUGGUCAGUCGAGCGUAUACCUCUGGUGAUGCCACAAAAGGAAAUUCAGACACAAAAGCUUAA